Messenger RNA from Egretta garzetta (little egret), 1282 nucleotides. It is a transcript of the gene CFAP418, whose product is annotated as chromosome unknown C8orf37 homolog. Gene Ontology annotation, cellular component: cytosol. NCBI's taxonomy places the organism in Eukaryota, Metazoa, Chordata, Aves, Pelecaniformes, Ardeidae. The coding region runs from base 1 to 510 and encodes 169 amino acids. The transcript has 6 exons. The record is from RefSeq and is a predicted model, not a curated record.
AUGGGACAGUUCAACAGAUCAACGAAACUGCUAAUGAGUGCUGGCAGCAGUGAAGAAGAUAUGGACGACAUUAUUGAUGAAAUCUGUAAUGACAGCAGCUUUGCCAAAACACCUCUGAAAUUGAAGUCUGACUCUGCAAGUCUCACACCUGAGAGCAACAGUGCUGUUGUACAGGCUCAUAGGAAAAGAUGCUGUCCAGUGUACCUAGGUGGAAGCUCUUCGCCAUAUGGCAUAGGAACAAAUGUUUCAAAAAGAACAUGUGAUCAACUACGUUGUACUGCUUGUGACUUCCAUGUGUCACUUUUCAAUGACUACAUCUGGGAUCAGUCCUGUGAUUAUCUUUUUUUCAGGAAUAACAUGCCUGAGCUCAGUAAACUAAGAGCGAAGAUGAUAAAGAAGAAAGGAGCACGAGCAUAUGCUUGUCAGUGCAGCUGGAGAUCCAUUGAUGGACUAACCGACCUCCAAACAGACCAGCAGCUUCGGUGGGUUUGUGGUAAACAUGCAGAAUGAAGUCCUCUUCUGUGUGAUACCUACUUGUGUGGAAACAGGUCAUAAACUCAAGUUGUUUCCCACACGGAUUUCUGAGAACAGAUGGAAACCUGAAUACUUAAUCUAGAAAUAGAUUAUAACACCCAGACUUCAACCUGAAAACUUUUUUCAGUUUAACUGUCUUGCAACCAAUAUGGGGAGUUGAAUUAUUAGAAGAAACAAUCAGUUUGGAGGCUUUCUGGAAGCUAAAUGAGGUUAAAGCUCAUACUCAGUACUGUUAAAGAAAGGAAGAGAAAAUUGACAGAUUUAGGCAUGGGGCAAAGCACCUUGAAACUGUUCCUCAUAUCUAGCAGAGAGCCUUAUUUCCCAUGUCUGCUAAAUCUUGGACUCAAAAUGGUGGGUUGGGAUGCAGCCAUGAUACACAAGCGUAUGAAUUCCUGCACGGAAAUUAAUACUGCUGUUCUGCUUUGCUCAUAGCUGUUAAUGAGCAAGUGGUUGUAGAUCUCUUAAAAAAUUACUGCGAGAUCAGCUCUCACCUCCAAGGUUUCAGCACACCCCAAAACUUUACUUUCUUUUACCCACCAGUAGCCAAAAACUGCAGGUGCUGGAAAUUUCCUUCCAGUUCCUACUGCUUUCUUCAAAGCACUUUCUGCUGACUAAAGACUUUUACCACAGUGAAUUUCUUGGACUUCCCUUCAGCCUUCACUGCAAGAGGUGAUCAAGUUAUUGUGUAAUUAUUAAAUAUUGUGUAAUUUUAAAGAGAUUCUGAAGAAUAUAUGACUCUUGUAACAAU